Molecule: messenger RNA, 981 nt
Organism: Phalaenopsis equestris
Lineage: Eukaryota; Viridiplantae; Streptophyta; Magnoliopsida; Asparagales; Orchidaceae
Exons: 5
Coding region: 174-710 (178 amino acids)
Source: RefSeq, a predicted model, not a curated record
AGGCGUGUUGAGGUUAGUCCUUUAACCAAUCUAACCAUGCCAGAAUUUGAUGGUUGACGGCUUGGCUCUGGAAGUAGGGCGUCCGGUGCUCGUUAUUUCUCCGUUUUGUUGACUGCAACAGCUUAUGAGCGGAUUUCGGGGAUCUUCAACGGCAGAAGUAGAGAAGGGAUGCAAUGGACGCCUCCGUCGGCGAGGAGCUUGGGGUGGGCUUCGUCUUUUCCUUCAUAACAACACUUGGCGAGGAAUUCGAGGGGCAGAUCAUCACCUAUGACCGCCCUACCAACAUCGUCAUCAUUCAGGAGGGAGCUUCGAAGCCAGGCGGGCGCCGGAAUAUUCGUUUUCUUAAAACGACCUAUAUCAAGGAUCACACUUCCCUGCGAUGCGGCGAUAACCCGCUUGACAGCAAAAAAUGUUUCCUCGAUCUGGCAGUAUUGCAAGCAAGGGAGGAAGCUGCUUUAAGGCAAGCUGAAAUAGAAGCAGAGAGAAUUGGUGUUGGUGUCACUAGCGAAGCCCAGAGCAUUUUUGAUGCAUUAUCUAAGACGCUUCCAGUACGUUGGGAUAAGACUGUCAUAGUUGUGAUGGACGAUGUUCGAGUGAACUGUCCGUAUUUCCCUGAAAAUGUUAGCGGAGGGACACCGCCUGCUAAUGAGAGGGUCAAGAAAGUGCUGGAACUUGAGAGGAGAAGAUUACAAGCUCGUUCAUCAGCUUAGAUUUCUUGAUCCACUUACCAGCACAUUGUAAGAGUGGCCGGCUUGCAUAGCAUCUAGCUGUAUUUUAGAUUUAACAUUCUACGUUUUGGAUUGCAAAUAUGCUCUAGUAUGUAAUUUUGUGAGAAUUUCUGUAGCUUCUAGAAAAAUGUUUAUCAGAUUUGAAGAAUCUGCUUUAUAUUUUUGUUUUGCUAGUUCUUUUUUUUUUUCAUGUAUUGUGAUGGAAUAAGGUGUAUAUUAAAAUGACUUCAAGGUAAUCCUUGUUAACUAAUAA